This is a messenger RNA of Tetrapisispora phaffii CBS 4417, 3840 nucleotides long. RefSeq names its product sister chromatid cohesion factor PDS5 (gene PDS5). Gene Ontology annotation, biological process: mitotic sister chromatid cohesion. The transcript has a single exon. The record is from RefSeq and is a predicted model, not a curated record. Bases 1 to 3840 code for a protein of 1279 amino acids. NCBI's taxonomy places the organism in Eukaryota, Fungi, Ascomycota, Saccharomycetes, Saccharomycetales, Saccharomycetaceae.
AUGUCCAAGAAGGUUAAAUUGAAGUUUAAGAAGUCGAUACUUUCUACCUCAGAUAAUAUUAUCUCGACUGAUGAACUAGUAAAUCGUUUAAGUAUUUUGCAUGAAGAACUAUCCAGUUUGGUUCAAGAUGAAACUGAUCCAGAAUCAGUUAAUAGUUAUUGUAAUGAUUUAGUGAACAGGAAAUUGAUCAAACAUAGAGAUGCAGGUGUUCGUGCCUUUGUAGCAUGCUGUUUGAGUGAUAUCUUGAGAAUAUAUGCACCUGAUGCACCAUAUACUGAUACACAACUAACUGAUGUUUUUAAAUUAUUCUUAGCUCAAUUUGAGGAAUUGGGUGAAUCGGAGAAUGGCUAUUAUAUACAACAAACAUAUGUCAUCACAAGAUUGUUAGAAUAUAGAUCCAUUGUUUUAUUGACAGAUCUACCUUCAGCUAUGAAGUUACUUGAAAGGUUGUUUUCAAUAUUUUACGAUAAUUCUAAAUCUUACAACCCCAAAUUAUUCAAAGUCAUCGGUGGUAUUCUAGGCGAGGUUAUAUCAGAAUAUGAAGCUGUCCCUACCUCAGUGUUGAAAAUCAUUUUUAAUAAAUUUCUAACAUAUAAUCCUUCAUCAAUUCCAAAAGGUCUAGGCACUUCAGCAAAUUGUGGUUAUGAAGUAACACUCAUUCUUUGUGAAUCGUAUGGAAGCAGAAUGACUAGAUAUUUCACAAAAUACUAUUCCGAAGUGUUGUAUGAGUUAACAAAUGAUGACGAAAAUUUGUAUGUUGAUAAGAACGAGAUAUCGAAAGUUUUAGAUAAGUUGCAUAAUUUACUUAUCAAGGUGUGGGAAACAGUUCCAGAUAUGAUUGCACCUGUUACGGGAUUUGUUUACCAUGAGUUAUGUUCAGAAAAUGAUCUAUUUAGGCAAAAAUCGACGGACCUUGUGGGGAAACUGCUGUCUAUUAAAUCGGAAAUUAAUUUAGUCACUACCUAUCAGGAUGUAUUUAAUGCUUGGUUAUCAAAAAUUGCAGAUAUUAGUGUUAGCGUAAGAAUGCAAUGGGUUAAUACUAUUCCGGACAUUCUAUCAGUUAGAAAAGAUAUUUCGGAAGCUAUCAACAAAGGUAUCUCUAAAACGUUAAUAGAUUCAGAAAACAUGAUCCGUAAGGAGUCAAUUUUACUCUUUGAUAAAUUAUCAAUUGAAGUGAUUUGGGAAAAUAUAACAAACCCUUCGAUAUAUAUGUCUUUACUCCGUUUUUCAAGGGAGAAGAAUAGGGAAGUAAGAGAAGUAUGUAAUUCAAUUCUUGCAAAACUAUUCGAAAAGUCAAGAAAAUCAAUAAAAAGAACACAAAACAAUAAAGAAAUAUGGGAAAUAAUAGAUAAAAUUCCGUCGACUAUUUUUGAUUUGUAUUACAUUAAUGAUCCAAAAAUUAACGAGCAAGCAGAUGAUAUACUCUUUAAAUACAUCUUUCCACUGGAUGUAAACGAUAAACAAAGAGUAAGUAGACUUUUAGAUAUUGUUUCUACGUUAAGUGGUAAAUCAUUAACCUCUUUUUUUGCAUUCAACAAAAGACAAUUGCAAAUAUCAUUAGCAUUAUCCAAAUUUGUUGACUUUUCAAAGAAGGUAAAUGAUAAAGAGGAUGAUUCCUCAUCUAUUGCAGAUGCCGUCGUUAAAUUACCCAAAACUAUAAAUUGGUUAUCCUCAGGCUUGAGUGAUUCCAAAAUAGCCGAGGCAGCGUUGAAUGCAGUGAUGGAAUUGAAUGAUAAAAGAAUAUUUUAUUUGCUGCAGACUUGUGUCAACCCUGACGUAAAAUUUUCUACUUGGAAUAACAGUUUUUCAGAAUUAAUGACGAAAUUAAAAGAUCCAAAUCUAUUGAGACAUCGUGAUAUAAGCUCAGCUUCUCUAAUUAUACCAAGAGAUAUUGCUAAACAAUUCCGAAUUUUACUCUAUAGAGGUUCUCCGAUUUUAUUUAAUUCAUCAAAUAUUCCUUAUUUACUAUCAACUGGCGAUACCCAUAAUGCUGCUUUAAAAAGACGUUUAUUAGACGAAAUAUCAACUCUAAAUCCUCAACAACUUAAAGGACAGAUCAAAACUUUGAUGUCAGUUGUAAAAUCAGAAAAUCAAACUAGCGAUGGUGAUAUGACGUUGUCGCUUGGUGAAACGUUAAAGACAUUAUAUAAAAUUGGUAAGACAAUGGUGAAUGAUAUUGCAUUUGAUGAUACUUUCUUCUAUACAAAACUGAAAGAUUAUGCUAGUGGGAAAUCUCCUUUAAUUGCUAAAUACGCCACAAAAUUAAUUGCAUUAUCACCAGAUGCUGUAGGUACAUUAAAUGAAUUGAAAAUUUCUAUAUUACCUUUGAAUAAAAAGAGUGAAAAUUUUACUUCAAAUAUCAAUGUAUUAUCUGAAAUUUUUAAGUUUUAUCCUCAUAUUUUAGAUGAAAAUUCAACAGACAUCGUUGGAUACUUAAUCAAGGAAGUUUUAUUAUCAAAUGAAGGUAUUCUGACCAUAUCCGAUUCAGAUUCAUGGAUAGACGAUGAUGCUGUUUUCUCAGAAGAAAAUAACAUAUUAAAUGCGAAAUUAUCAUCAUUGAAACUAUUUACAAAUAAAUUAAGAUCCAUUACAAUAGAAUCGGACCACAAAGAAUUAACUACGGCCUUUAUAAAUAAAACGAUGAAAUUAUUCUUUUACUUGAUUGCAAGUGGUGGUGAGUUAAUCUCAGAAACUAAAGAUGAUGCACACGCAACACCAGAUAAUUACCAAACCAGAAUGAGACUGUGUGCAGGGCUACAAGUUCUAAAAUGUGCAAAACUACCUAUACUAAAUGAUUUCAUUAAACCUGCAGAUAUAAUAAGACUGGUUAAUUUAGUGGAAGAUGAAUCUUUAUUUGUAAGAAAGAUAUUUUUAGACACGUUGAAGAAAGACUUGGCUAACGAAGUAAUAUCCAUUAAAUUUUUACCAUUAAUAUUUUUUAUUGCAUAUGAACCUGACUUGUCCGUGAAGACAAGCACAAAAACUUGGAUUAAUUUUACAUUUGGAAAAGAAACAUUUAGGAAGGGAACUUAUUUUGAAAGAGCUUUACCCAGAUUAAUACAUGCGAUUGCUCAUCACCCUGAUAUAGUUGAAAAUUUCAAUAAGGAAGGGGAUGAAUAUUUGAACAACUUAGCAACUGCAAUUGAUUACCUGAUGUUUUAUUUUGACUCAGUUGCCAACCAAGAUAAUUUUAAUCUUCUCUAUUAUCUUUCUGAGAGAGUUAAGAAUUACCAAGAUAAAAUUAAAGAUGAUAGAGACGAUGACGAUCGUACUGAUGCAGAAGCUAGCAUAUCUAUGAGAAGCAAGAGGAUGUACGUUAUUGGUGAAUUGUCUCAAAUGAUUUUACUUCAAUUGAAGGAGAAAAGGGGAUGGCAACAUUCAGCUUAUCCUGGUAAAUUAAAUUUACCAGGUGAUUUGUUUCAGCCAUUUAAUACUACUAAAGAAGCACAAGCAUCAUUUAAAACUUAUAUUAAUGAGAAACAAGCUAGUAGAUUAUUAAGUAAUGUAAAAGCCAAGGUCAGCAGAAUAAUUCAUAGCUCUCAGACGCAAAAACAACGUGCCCAGAAAAAGUUAUUAGCGAUGGAAAAUCAACCACCAAUAAAGAAUAAAACUAAAUUGAAGGUCAAAAAAAGAAGAUACAAUGAUGAAAGCGAUGACAGUGGUAGUGAUAGCGAUAUUAAUGGUGAUGAUGAUGGCGUUUAUAAACCAUCCUCAAAGCUAAAGAAAGUUCAAACAAUCAAUGCCAGAAGAAAAAAUUUAAGAGAAAGAAAAGAAAUUGAUUACAAUGUUGAUGAUGAUAUAAUUGAUGAAAAUUCGGCUUCUAUAACUAAUAUUAUUUGA